Medioppia subpectinata is the source of this 306-nucleotide messenger RNA. Lineage: Eukaryota; Metazoa; Arthropoda; Arachnida; Sarcoptiformes; Oppiidae. The record is from the annotation of a GenBank genome assembly.
AUGGCGUUGUGUCCCAUCUGUGGCCCCAAACUGUCCAUAUGUUGUUCAUUGCUGUCGAUAUGGGGUAUAAUAAUGUUGGUUAUAAUGGGAGGUCUACUGAAGAUGAAGUCGAUAGCGUUCGCCGAGGAUCUGCUCGAAGAGUACACGUCGGCGCCGCUCAAAGACAUGGACGAGUUCCUGAAGGCGGCCGACGAGAAGUACGAGAACGCGGCGGUCAGCACUUGGAUCGCCGCCGCCAUCUAUGUCGCCACUCUUGCCUUCAGCCUCUUCCAGGCCUUCCUCAACAAGAAGGCCGACAAACUGUAG